Molecule: messenger RNA, 1044 nt
Organism: Radiomyces spectabilis
Lineage: Eukaryota; Fungi; Mucoromycota; Mucoromycetes; Mucorales; Radiomycetaceae
Product: proteolytic subunit of ATP-dependent Clp protease
Exons: 8
Coding region: 97-825 (242 amino acids)
Biological process (GO): protein quality control for misfolded or incompletely synthesized proteins
Cellular component (GO): endopeptidase Clp complex
Molecular function (GO): ATPase binding; ATP-dependent peptidase activity; serine-type endopeptidase activity
Source: RefSeq, a predicted model, not a curated record
UACUGGUCACUUGGCACUAUCCUCGCCCAUACGCUGGACAACCUUUCAUAAGUUAUUGCUUGCCUCGAUCUUAUAGUUUCCUCCAUUUUCACCACCAUGUUAAAUCACAUUAUGCAACGCAUGGCGCCUCUCCGUCGUCCUCUGGCAAGAUCUUUUUUUGCUCGACCUGAGCAAUCUAUUGUAGGCACUUGGACCGAAUCGCCUUCUGCACAAAGUCUCAUUCCUUUUGUCGUGGAACAAACGGGACGUGGUGAACGGUCUUAUGAUAUUUUCUCCCGAUUAUUGAAAGAACGUAUUAUCUGUCUCAACGGACCGGUCAAUGAUAAUGUGGCGUCGGUCAUUGUAGCCCAGUUACUGUUCCUCGAAGCCGAAAAUCCAGAGAAACCGAUCAAUUUGUAUAUUAAUUCGCCGGGAGGCAGUGUCACAGCUGGCAUGGCCAUUUAUGAUACAAUGCAGUACAUUCAAUCGCCUGUAUCUACAUUAUGUCACGGGCAAGCAUGUUCCAUGGCCUCGCUAUUAUUGGCGGCUGGCCAACCGGGAAAACGAUUUGCGUUACCGAAUUCGUCGAUCAUGAUCCAUCAACCGUCGGGAGGCGCUGCUGGUCAGGCAUCCGAUAUCGCCAUUCACGCGCGUGAAAUUCUUCGUGUAAGAGAACGCUUGAACCGCAUAUACCAAAAACACACGGGCAUUCGCGAGUAUGAGACCAUUGAAAAAAUGGUGGAAAGAGACUAUUUUAUGACGGCGGAAGAAGCCAUGAAUUUUGGGUUGAUAGAUAAGGUGCUUGAGAAACGUGUGAAGAAGGAAUCGGCCCCCCAGAACGAAUAAAGGAAAUUUCUCUUUGGAGUGGAAGCGCAAACCCGCCCAGAUCACAGGUUCACGUCGGGAAAAGAACAGCAACAGAUCGUCAGAGAUUAGCGAUUUUCUACAUCCUUGGUAGCGCUUUGUGCCACCCAGCUGAUAUCUUUAUUUUUUUUUUCUUUUCUUCUUCCCAACUUUUUUUUUCCUUUUUUUCGGGUGAACAACGGAACAACGGUUUUCUGAUAG